AUGUCUUUAUUACUAACUCAAGUGUUAAGCCCGCAGACAAUAAUAUUUGUUGUAGUAACAAUUAUUUACACAAUUCUGUGGUUCCGAUAUAAAUUCACUUAUUGGUCGAAAAGGGGUGUCGUCGGUCCCAAACCGGAGUUUAUUUUCGGAAAUAUUAAAAAAGUGAUUAAAAGGGAGGAGCAGUUUUUCCAGCCGUACUAUGAUAACUACUUUAAAUAUAAACACUUGCCGUAUAUAGGCAUGUACUCUUUCCAUCAACCUGUGUUGUCUAUACACGAUCCAGAUAUAGCCAAGCUGAUGUUGAUAAAGGAUUUUGAUAGUUUCCAAUCGCGUGGUACGUAUGCAGGUGGGGUUGGAGACCCAUUAGCGGCGAACUUGUUCAAUAUCUUUGGGAAAAGAUGGAAAACCUUAAGGUUGAAGAUGACGCCAACCUUCACGCCUGGUAAACUGAAGACAAUGUACCCGAUCGUUGAGGAUAUAGCCAAACAGGCUUUGGACUAUGUAGAUGUGUUACACUCUAAUGAAGAGACGGUCAAUUUCACUGAUUUCUAUUCGAAGUACGCGAUGGAGAUUAUCGGGAACGUUGGUUUUGGUGUGGAAUGCAAUGGUUUUGUAAAUCCUAAGUCCGAGUUUUAUAUAAGAGGACAUGAAUACUUUGAUCAUCAGUCGCACUACUGGAGACUAAUUCGCGCGUUUGCAUUUUUCGCGCCAGACACGUUUGACAGUUUGAAGAUCAGACGGAUCAGUUCGAAAAUUGAGAAUUUCUUCUGUGGCAUUGUCAAGAGGACAGUGGAGUACCGGCAGAAGCAUUCUGUUACACGAAACGAUUUCUUACAAACACUUAUUGAAUUAAAAAAUGGCCAUGUUGUUGAUGAACAAGGAGAAGUAAAAUAUUCGAAAACAGACUUCCCAUUCACAAUGACUGAUGUAGCAGCCAAUACCAUGCUGUACAUGAUCGCUGGUUACGAGACAUCAGCCACUACUGGCCAGUUUGCAGCAUACCAGCUGGCUCUGAACCCUCACAUUCAGGCCAGGGUGAGGAAAGAGGUGGACACGGUACUCGCCAAGUACGGAGGCGAGUGCACAUACGAAGCUCAAAACGAAAUGGUGUAUUUGAACAUGGUUUUGGAUGAAACGAUGCGGAUGCACCCAUCAAUGCGUGCCCUAUUUAGGAGAUGCAACAAAGACUAUAAACUGCCAAACAGUGACCUGGUUAUAGAAAAAGGCACGAUGGUGUUUAUACCGAUUCAUGCGAUACAUAUGGACCCAGAAAUCUUCCCCGAGCCAGAGAAAUUCGAUCCAGAAAGAUUUUCACCAGAAAACAAAGCCAAGUUACAUCCCUGCCAUUGGAUGCCAUUUGGAGAAGGACCAAAGAAAUGUUUAGGAAUAAGACAAGGAUACAUACAGUCAAAGAUGGCUUUGAUAAAAGUGCUGCACAAGUACGAACUCAUAUUGGAUAAGAGAACAGAGGUACCAAUGAAGAUAAAGAACUCUUCUCUUGUGUAUGCAGCUCAAGGCGGAGUCUGGCUGAAGCUCAGGAGUUUGGAGUCAUAA
Molecule: messenger RNA, 1554 nt
Organism: Spodoptera littoralis (African cotton leafworm)
Lineage: Eukaryota; Metazoa; Arthropoda; Insecta; Lepidoptera; Noctuidae
Source: the annotation of a GenBank genome assembly